AUGCUGGAUUACUUUAAGAUGUUCUAUGAUGGGUUAAUUUUGAAGACUACUGGAAAAUUGCAACCAGAAUCUGUCAGCUCAGUUAUUGCUCUCACUCAGCCAGUUCUGGUUAUUAAACUUAAAAAUGUGCUCUUGGAAGUCCUCACAACUAUGCACAUCAUCUUAAUGCUACUAACAAAACACUAUCAGCAGAUCUUAGCCUUGGCAUUUGCUAUAAAAGAAAUAAAUGAAAAUCCAAGCUUCAUAGCCAACAUCAGUUUGGGUUUCUACAUCCUCAGCACUAGUGAUAAUGGAAGGAUGACAUAUAAAGCUACUCUCAACCUAAUUUCUGCACACCAGAAGCUGGUACCCAACUUCAGCUGUGCUACACGGAAGAAACAGAUAGCACUUAUUGGAGGGCUUGUCUCUAAAAUCUCUGCUAAGAUUGCCACCAUUCUGAAUAUCUACAAAACUCCACAGGUACUUCCUCUCUCUGUGUGCAAUGAUCCCUGCCUUCCUGGCUACAGCAAGAGAAAGAAAGAGGGAGAUAAAUUUUGCUGCUAUGGUUGUCGUCUAUGUCCAGAAGGGAUGUUCUCUGACAAGAUGGACAUGGAAGCCUGUAUCCAAUGUCCAGAGGAUCUUUAUCCCAGCAGAGAGAAAAAUCAAUGCAUUCCCAAGGAUAUAACCUACCUUUCUUACCAAGAACCUCUUGGGAGAGUGCUAGUUAUGCUGGCUAUUUCUUUAUCUCUGGUGACAGUUCUGGUACUUGGAACUUUCAUUCAGCACAAGAAUACACCCAUUGUCAAAGCCAACAACCGGAGCCUCACGUAUAUUCUUCUAAUCUCUCUCCAAUUUUGCUUCCUCUGUUCAUUACUCUUCAUUGGGAAACCUUCAAAAGUGACCUGUCUUAUUCGACAAGUGACAUUUGCCAUUGUUUUCACUCUGGCCCUUUCUAGUGUGUUGGCCAAAACCAUCACCGUUGUUCUGGCCUUCAUGGCCACGAAACCAGGAUCCAGGAUGCAGAAAUGGGUGGGCAAAAAAAUGUCACAAUAUAUUUUCCUUUCUGGUUCCUUCAUUCAAGUAGCUCUUUGUACUCUUUGGCUCAGUACUUCCCCACCCUUCCCAAAUCGGGAUAUGAACUCAGUGCCUGGGGAAAUCAUACUGCAAUGUAAUGAAGGGUCAGUUGCCAUGUUUUAUUGUGUUGUAGGCUAUAUGGGCUUCCUGGCUGCCGUCAGCUUCACUGUGGCUUUUCUAGCCAGGAAAUUGCCGGACAGUUUCAAUGAAGCCAAAUUCAUCACUUUUAGCAUGUUGGUCUUUUGCAGUGUUUGGUUGUCCUUCUUCGCAACUUACUUGAGCACCAAAGGGAAAUCUAUGGUAGCUGUGGAGGUCUUCUCCAUUUUGUCAUCCAGUGCUGGGUUAUUGGGUUGCAUCUUUUUCCCUAAAUGUUACAUCAUCUGGCUUAGGCCUGAGCUGAACAACAGGGAGCAGUUAACUAGGAAAGGAUGA
Heteronotia binoei (common prickly gecko) is the source of this 1485-nucleotide messenger RNA. RefSeq names its product vomeronasal type-2 receptor 26-like. The transcript has 5 exons. Bases 1 to 1485 code for a protein of 494 amino acids. Gene Ontology annotation, molecular function: G protein-coupled receptor activity. Gene Ontology annotation, cellular component: membrane. Gene Ontology annotation, biological process: G protein-coupled receptor signaling pathway. Lineage: Eukaryota; Metazoa; Chordata; Lepidosauria; Squamata; Gekkonidae. The record is from RefSeq and is a predicted model, not a curated record.